CCGUUUGAUCUAUUCCUCCGGUAUAUCCCCCGGAACCUCGUUGACCAGUGGGCCCAGUGGACAAACGAGGCGCCGUUGUCUAAGCAGGGCCCCCGGACGAGACAGUCCCGAACGAAUAACUGGCGGGAGACUUCUGCUGAAGAGAUAUACCUCGUUAUAGGAAUUUUGAUUUAUAUGGGAAUCCAUAAUGAAUCUCAACUAUCAAGAUACUGGUCAACUUAACAGCGUAAAGAGGAUCCAAUCCAUCCAUUUACCCGGUUCAUAUCACGGAACCGCUUCCAACUAUUGCUCCAACGGCUCCGGAUUUUUGAUGCCUCAAAGUUCCAGCCGGGCCAGCCGACGGCUCCGUCUAGCCGUCGGGCCCGGGCCUAGCCCCGGGAGGAUCCGAUGCCGGAUAUCUAUCGGAAGGUGAACCAGUGGUCGGUUCAUAUUCAAGAAACCGGGGAUUCCUUCUAUAUACCUGGCUCUGAACUUGCUGUUGAUGAGGCUAUGGUCCGGUUUACGGGCUGGUCUCUUGAGACAACAACUAUACCGACCAAGCCAACCCCAACCGGCUUCAAGAUUUGGAUUCUCGCCCAAUCGGGCUAUUGUCUCCGGUGGCUAUGGCAUGCUCACGGGAAGGGUCCGUAUGGGCUAGCCCCACAGGUCCGGCCGCUGCCAGGCUCGGAGGCUGGGCUGGGUCUAACGCCGACUCAACGGGUUGUAACAAGGCUAGUUGCCCUACUUCCGGCCGCAAUAUAUCAUAUAUUCCUCGAUAAUCUCUUUGCCUCUGUACGGCUUUUCCGGGCCCUUCGGAAGCAACAGAUCGGGGCUUCGGGCACAUGCCGGAAGGAUAGCGGGAUAAGUGAAAUUCUAGUCGCUGAAAAAGAGGUUGAAGGCCGGGAUAUCCCUUUAGGGUGCUGCCAUAUUAAUCAGUUUGUUUAGGUGACCAGUUCACCUGGAAAGAUAAUGUCCUUGUCCUCUUCCUGACAACCGUCUUCCGAGACGGCCAGGAAGUCAUACGAAGUCGGCGCCGGCCAACUGGGGAUUCCGCUGCAAAGCGGGCUGCCCGGCAGGUCUUUAGGCCUGAAGUCCGCAAGGACCUCCCAGUGCCUGAGGCAAUUAACGCCUAUAAUCAUAACAUGAACGGCGUUGAUACAGGCGAUCAAAUGAGGUCUUAUUACCAAUGGGGUCGCCCUAUUUGUCGAGGGGGCUGGCAGUUAAUUGCUUGGAACUUCCUGCUUGAAAUAGUGCUUGUGAAUAGUUUCCUUUUACAGCUCUGGGGUAAAGCCAGCUGGCGAACAGUUAAGAGCCAGUAUUAAUGGCGUCAGUUGAUUGCAGCCCAGCUAAUUCAACAGUUUAGGCCAUUAGCAGAAGCUCGUCAGCGAUCACGCCCCGGGCGGCCUACAGAUAAGAGGAAUACCUCGAUUCCGUGGCAAACCCAUAGAAAGGGAUCGAGGGGGGCUAAUUCACCCUGUUCAUACUGUGGUAGUAUAAAGGCAUUACAGCCAUUGCGGGAGAUAUCGGGGAAUAGCCUCAUACGACCACAACGACGAAAGAGAACUCGAAAAGGCUGCUUAGAUUGUGAUGUAGCGUUAUGUAUUGAUAGAGAUUGCUGGUACCUCUGGCAU
Molecule: messenger RNA, 1610 nt
Organism: Colletotrichum graminicola M1.001
Lineage: Eukaryota; Fungi; Ascomycota; Sordariomycetes; Glomerellales; Glomerellaceae
Exons: 2
Coding region: 388-924 (178 amino acids)
Source: RefSeq, a predicted model, not a curated record